CGUCGCGGUGUUUUGAAAGGAGGAAGAGAGGAAAAAAAAGGGAGUCGGGGCGGUAGCGGCGAGGAGCUGGUGCUGGGGGGGGAGGGGACGCUAACAGCAGCAGCAGCAGCAACAACAGCAACAGGAGCUCCGGCGGCAGCGGGCGGUUUAUGGGCUGUUGCAGCCAUCGCCAGGCCCCGCUCCGAGUGUCAGAUAACCCAUUUCGGAGGCAGUCAGGAGCGGUGCUUAGGCCUCGGUCCCGGGAGCUGUGUGAGCAGGAGAGGCCGAGUGGAAUAUGAGGGAGGGAAGGGAUGUCUUUCGAUGUAAUCAAGUUUCGCUGCUGCAUUGAUGUAUGAUGGAGAAAAAUAUUGUUCAAUAGGAAAUGAAGAUAGAGGUACUGGCAACAGAAAAGGGUGAUUAAUAAAAGGAGGAGAGAUAAGAAUGAGCAGAAAUCCCCCAAGUCGGCCAGGAAUUGUAUUUGCGGUGGGAGCUCGUUUGGAGGCCCAGGAUUAUCUGCAAAAAUGGUAUACAUCACGAAUUGAAAAGAUUGACUAUGAGGAGGGGAAAAUGCUGAUCCACUUUGAGAGAUGGAGCCAUCGGUAUGAUGAAUGGAUUUACUGGGAUAGUCAUCGCCUACGACCACUGGAGGGACAGUCAGUACGAAAAGAUGUCCUCAAAGAUGAUGAAGAGAUUACAGACUUCAAAACUGGAGAUGAAGUUCUUGCCCGCUGGACGGACUGUCGCUACUAUCCUGCGAAGAUUGAAGACAUUAAUGAGGAGGGUACUUACACAGUGCAGUUUUAUGAUGGAGUUAUACGGUCUCUGAAGCGAAUGCAUAUAAAAUCGAUGCCUGAAGAUGCCAAAGGACAGGACUGGUUAGCUCUUGUUAAAGCUGCUACAGCAGCAGCAGCUGCUGCAAAGAAUAAGACAGUCGGCAAACCCAGGGUUAAUAAGGAAAAGAUGGAGAGAAAAGUGGGGAGAGGAUCCCACUUCAAGAAAGGGAGAGUGAUGUCAGAAGUUAAAGAACCAGAGGAAGAAGUGCACAAAAAAACAGAAGAACUUGCAUCUUUUGCUAUCUCAGGAAACUCUGAGCCAUUGACCUUUGAUGAGCCAAAGCAGACUUUCGGACAUGCAGAAACAUCAGGCGCAAGGAAGAGGAAAACUAGUGUCAUUUGUUCAUUCCAGGCAAAAAGAGCACGCCUCAACAAAAUCACAGGUCUGUUGGCAUCAAAAGCUGUGAGUGGUGAUGGUUCAGAAAUGCUGGAAGAUGGUAUUGGAAGUCACCAUGUGCCUGAUCAGUUGUCACCUUCUUAUACCACUGACCAGCUGAAGACUGAAGUGAGCAGUGAAGAUUCCUGUACUCUGAAUCAAAAAAGUGAUCCAUUUUUUUCAUCUCCACACUCAACCAAACUCCGAACACGUAAAACAAAGCCUGAGGAGCCAUCUGGGAAUAUAAAGGCUUCAGAUCCUUCUCCUCCCCCAACUGUACCUCAGGGCAAGGAGUUGCACAAUGUAGAAUUUCCUCAGACAUUACCCCCACCACCACCUUCAGAUAUCCCUCAGACUGGCCCUUCUCAGCCCAGCAGUCCGAUCACCUGGUUAGAAAAAUCCAAACGUAGGAGACGCUCUGCACGAUUAGCAAAUGCUGCAGGGAUUGAUGGUCCCACUGACCAAGAGUAUUUACCCUCUCCAUCCAGUGCUUUGACAGGACAGUCGUGCAAAUCCAAUAAACUGACAGACAGCAACAUACGAGAGGAUUCUGAUGGUUACCAGUUGCCUGGAGAAUCCAAUUCCUUUGAGAUCAGUGACUUGGUGCCUCUUGACCUCUCCCAGCAUUCCAGGCACAAGACCUCAGCAUCUGUUUCUUCUCUUCAAUUCCCUGGAAAAGAACAAACAGUGAAACAUCAUUCUAAAAUAAUAACUGAUGUGAGUGUGGCUUCCUCCUCAUCAGUGGCUAAUGCCAAAAAAACAGAGGAUCCAUUAGCUCCCAAAGAGCUGGUCAUUGAGCUUGACCACAACAAGUUCAAAUGUAGGUUUCCCAGGUGCUUCAAGGCUUUCCGUAAAGCUAAGCUGCUAGAUUACCACAUAAAGUAUUACCACAAUACAGAGAAAGGAUCUGACUCAGAGACUAGUGCACUGGAGAGUGGGAUGCGGAUACGCGCCAGUUCAACCAAUGUGCCACCAUCAAUUGUGGACAACCUGGGACUGAAGAGACCAAGACCUCUGCCAAGUACUACUUCACCGCCUUCCAAUCUCUUGGCCUUGCAGCUGGAACUGCCUCUUGAUAUAAGUCACAAACCCUCCAAAGUCUGCAAGAAGAAGCAAUCAUCUGUGUCACUCGACUCUGAGGGGACCAACAACCAACCCAACCCCUCUGUGAAGGAGAAGAGCGUGGAAACUGUGCAAGAGAAGAUACUUAAGAAAUGUAUCGACAGAGACAGAAAUGCAGAAGUUGGAAUGAAAAGUGAAAAGAAAAUGAAGUAUGAAGAGAAGAACUCAUUGCCUGGUAAAAGGAAGGAGAGGUGUAAGGAGAAGAAAGGCAAGGAGCACGUUAAACUAAAACAGAAGAAAAAGAAAAAAAAGAAAAAGAAAUCCAAGUAUGAAUUGAUGGACUAUGAAGGAUUCAAAGAUAUUUCUCUGGAGUUUCUGGAAAGAUGUUCGUCUCCCAUAGCCAAAUCUGGAAGCUCUCUCACCUUAUGGUGUGGAUCUGUGAUGAAACCAGCCUAUCUGUCACCAAAAUCUCUUCUGUCCUCUGAAUCGUUGCUGGAGCUAAGCACAGGUCAUACUCCUAGAUAUGAAUCUCUUUCUGAUGAAGAGUUCUUUGAUGGUUCCUCAACGGAAAGUGCAUUGAUGAGUGAAGAUUACAGUCAGGAUCUGGAUAUUUCAACCAACCCAGAGGAAUCUCAAGAGGAAGAUGAAAGCAAUGCAACAGUGCGAUGUGUCUGUGGAAUGGAUGAAGAAAAUGGUUUUAUGAUUCAGUGUGAAGAGUGCCUUUGCUGGCAGCACAGCAUCUGUCUGGGUUUAUUGGAAGACAGCAUUCCAGACCAGUAUAUCUGCUACUUCUGCCAGGAUCCUCCAGGUCAGAGAUGGAAUGACAAAUAUUGCUACGACAAGGAAUGGCUAAAAAAUGGACAGAUGUAUGGGCUGUCCUUUCUGAAGGAGAAUUACUCCCAGCAGAAUGCUAAGAAAAUAGUAUCAACUCACCAACUCCUGGCUGAUGUGUAUAGUGUGGCUGAGGUGCUCCAUGGACUUCAACUGAAAAUCAACAUUCUCCAGAGCAGAAAACACCCUGAUCUACAUCUCUUGGCCCAGUCAUGCAAGAAAUCCACUCAAGAGCAAACUACGGAGGAAAAGCCCAUGGAAUGUAUAGACAGUAUUAAGCAAGCUGAAAGCAUCUGUCCUACUCAGCAUCAUAGAGAAAAAUCAAGUCCCAGCAAGAGAGUAGAGGGAACCUAUAUCACUAGUGAACACAGCUACCAGAAACCUCAGGGCUGCAGCCUCGAGCAAAACCCUGCAAAAGACCAAAACUGUUCAGAGGAUGAGGAUACCGAUAAUUUAAAUUAUGAAGAGGAUUGGGACACUACAUCCAAGAGAGUUGAAAGGCAUGCUCUUCAGGAAGUGGCAAUCCCUACUAGACAGGGGCCUACUGGUAUUAAAGAGACAGUGACUAUUUCAAAUGAUGGUGACAGCGAUGGAAUGGCGGGAGAGGAACAUGUCAGCCCACAGUUCCCAUGGCAGCUGAACCUGCUGACCCACAUUGAGGCUGUGCAGAACGAAGUAAACAGCAGAAUGGAUUUCAUAGAGAAAGAGCUGAAUGUUCUGGAAAGUUGGUUGGACUUUUCUGGGGAUCUUGAACCACCAGAACCACUUGCACGACUCCCACAGCUGAAACGCCACAUCAAACAACUGCUGAUAGACUUGGGAAAGGUGGAGCAAAUGGCAACUUGCUGCUCUCUCUAGGAAGACAAGAAGUGGUGGGGCAGGGAGUGAGGGAGACUGAAAAAGGACAGAAUGGAUUGAAAAGCACACAGCAGAUUGGAAGCUAAUCUGUCUACAGUUUUGGUAUGGAAGGAUUUGAGUUCCAUCAACAACUUACAGGAAAUUAAGAGACUGGAAUGAAAAGCAAAUGGCCAAUUAGAUAUCCUACAACAUCGGGCUUAAGGCAGAGCUUCUGUCUCAUUCAUAGCACUUGCCAGCAUAAAGUAGCCCCAUCAUUUUGGGAGCACUUGCAUACAGUACGGAGAGCAUUCUAAUCACUGAUCAAGUGUGCACACAUUCCUUCCUAACUGAUCAUGAACGCCUUAGUAACAGUUGUGGAAGGGCUUUUGGUUGCUCAAUGAGCAGUGUAUGUAAGAAAACACAGAUGGUUAACAGCAUUUUGUGAUUAGGAGUAACUGAAUCUAGCAUCUGUUAUCACAGAAGCUGGAAUUACUUCAAAACAGUGCCACUCCUGAAAUCAGAUGCUUGAAAAUUACAGGUUCCUCAGUUGAUUGUCUGAUUGCAGUGAAAUAAUGCAGAGAUGAUCAGCUUAUGAAUUAGAAAUUAAGGCUGCUUUAAAUCACUGCAGCAAUAUUCAUUAUGUGCUUUGUGAUAGUUGACUACUUAGAUGGUCGACCCCAGGAACAGUUUUUGGAAAGAGCUACUUAUUCCUGCCGUGUGGGCAGACAAGUUCCUUUCUCCGUCAGCUCCCAGCAGCCAAGCGUUAGUUCCAAUGUGAAUUUUCAACACAGUACUUAUUGCAUAUAUGGAGAGAGAAAAGAAACCCUAAUAAAAUAUAUUGGAAUGUUCUGGCUUUUUCAAAGUUCAAGGGAUGGUGAAGGUAGAAGAAUUUCUGGUCAGAAGUUGGACACUGAGAUCCUUUGGUUUUAGUACACCACAGUCUGAGAUAUUAAAUUGCUGCAUAAGACAGUCAAACUCAUUAUAGUUAGAAAAUGACUUGAAACUUGACAGUACUGGCAAUACAGUUUGAGGUGUGCAGUAUUGGGAUGACCUCAGUCUGUCAACUUCUCCUAAUCUGAGAUCAUUUUACCAAGUGGAUGCAACUUGAAAAGAUCUUCAUGAGAUGAGUCUGUAGUUCUGUAUGCUUUAACCUCAUGUAACACCAUAUUGUACAGAAGCUAAACCAAAGGGUUGUCAUGUUCAAAGACCACGUGUGCCCCAAUUUAAAAAAUUAACUUUAAACUCCAGAGAGCACUUGAUCAUUCUUCCCUCAGUCACGGGCAGGUCAAAAAAUAUACAAACACAAUUCAUCUGUCUGUGCUAUUGACUACCCUGAAUCCUUUCUCAUUCCAAAACAUGUGUUUUGUAUACCCGUAAUUAACUUGUUUCCGAAAUUGGUGCUUAAAAUUAAGGGCAUGCAAAAUAGGUGGAGUCAAAAAACUGAAUUGAAUUUGGAGUUUACGCACAGAAAACCCAGAGGACUUGUUAACAUGGUUGCACCAGAAAUGGUUCACUGGGACCUGUAUGUUAACUGUUCUGUACAACAAAAUUAGUGUAGUUACAUUAAAAGAAAGAUAUGAAAUUUGAAAGCUGUGCAGACAAAAUCAGUUUAUAAUGUAGCCCAGUGGAUCUCACUUUUUUUUUAUCUGCCCAGAAUACUCAGCUGCUGUUGUUCAGAAACACUUGAGCUAAAACAAAAGUGAAUUGUAUGCCAGGCAGAUGUAUUUGCUAUCAGGGUGUGUGUUAACAAUGUGUAUAUCUAAAAGUGUAUAUUUGGCUUAUAUAUGUAAAGUUCUGGAAGCUGAAGUUCCUCCCCUUUGCAUUUCAUUCUGUGUAUAAAACAAUUCACGAUGGGUUUUUUUAAAUAGACAAUAAACA
Molecule: messenger RNA, 5796 nt
Organism: Hemiscyllium ocellatum (epaulette shark)
Lineage: Eukaryota; Metazoa; Chordata; Chondrichthyes; Orectolobiformes; Hemiscylliidae
Gene: phf20l1
Product: PHD finger protein 20 like 1
Exons: 23
Coding region: 421-3939 (1172 amino acids)
Biological process (GO): regulation of transcription by RNA polymerase II
Cellular component (GO): NSL complex
Source: RefSeq, a predicted model, not a curated record